Messenger RNA from Phytomonas sp. EM1, 2382 nucleotides. The record is from the annotation of a GenBank genome assembly. NCBI's taxonomy places the organism in Eukaryota, Euglenozoa, Kinetoplastea, Trypanosomatida, Trypanosomatidae.
AUGGACUUUUGGUGCCGAAGAGUAUGCAACCUCUCUGCAUGUGAGUUGGUGUCACUUGUUAGAGCGCCUUUGCUGACAGGUUCUUGCCACAGAAAAACCUCUACCAUAGCAAGGGAAGCUUCACUCAAACCGCGCCAGUGCAUCGGUAAGAUAAAGUCAUGGAAUACGUUCGAUCGUCGAGGUGUCAUUGUGGAAGAGAAGACCGGCCAGGAAUAUGUCAUUCCCAACACGAGGGCCUUCGAAACAGUCCUCCCAACGCUGCUUCGGUCUCUGGAAGGAGCCACAGCUACUUUCGACGUCACGGAGGAUGCUAAUGCAGGGGACUGCGUCAUCAUUCGUUCGCGUACAGAACCCAUUACAGCCCGCAGCUAUGAUCGGAAUCCCCCGCUCGACUAUUUGAGCUUCUUGACUUCGUCAAAUGAAGUAAAAUCGAGCACAUCUGCCGUACCGAGUGGGUCAAGCAUACAAUCGAAUGAUACGAGCAAACCAAAGGUGGGGCAAUAUGCGAUUAAAAUUACGAUUGACCUUAAUAGUAUCCCAUCCGAUCAGUUGGUGCGUCUGAGCGGCCCACUGGUGAAUGAAGAGCCUGUUCCACCAACCAAAAACUACAAGGAUAUGCGCAGCUGCCGUAUCUUUUCCGACAAUUUCAACGAGUUUUUGAGGAUCAAACGACAGCUGGGGAGCUCCGAGAAAGCUCAGGAGGUGAUCGAUCAGCGUAUUGAGCAAGCACAAAAGAGCUUACCACAGCGUAAGGUCGUAGCUGAGGAGGUAACAGGAGUCGUAUUGGUAUGGUCCUCUAUUCAUCGCAGCGGUGUCGUCAUGGAGGGGCUCAGCGAAAUUCCUAAAGACGCACCGCCGGUCAAUCCGUCCGAUUCCACAAAGGUUAGCAUCAUUCGCAAUGUGUACUGCUUCCAAAGUGCAUUGCCUACUUCACAAUGUUUGGUGAAUCGCCCCAUAGUCUUCACCAAGGUGACUUACUCUACACAGCCCGGCAAGACUUUCGCAGAAAACAUUAUUGUUCAGGGCAAGGUAGAGUUCGACGCGAGUACCGCCUCCAUCGAGGAGGCUUCUGCCGCAAAGAAAAAAAUGCAGCAGCUUGAAAAGCGACGACGACAGCUAGGUACCCUAUACGACGAGGGGGACAUGGAAGAAGGGUCCUCCACAUUUGGGGUUACCAGUAGUGAAGAAGCACAUUCUGGGCGACAUCCGGACUCGAGUCAAACGCCUCGCGGUGAGGCUGCUACGAAUGGGGAUGGUAGCGCGACCCCCAAAGGCCCCAUGUACGGCGUUAUUACCCGCUGGAGUGGUGGGCAGGGGACCGUUGAAAAUGGGCAAGGUCGCAAAUACUACAUUCAGUCCGCCGCGGUGUUUACCCAGCUGGUGGAUCAGUCAAGCCAUACCAUCCGUGGUGCCGUGGUGACCUUCCGUGUGAACGAGGCGCACCCGCGCUACGUGGAGGAGGUGAGCAUCUUGUCAACGCCUGCCUCCUCCUCGAUGGCGAUAAAGCCUUUGCUCGAUCGUGUUCCAGGUAGUUCCACCCGGCGGGCAUCCGAGUCUCGUAUCGCGCGCACCACUGUCCUGAAGGUGAACGAGCUUACCGGGAAGCAAGUGCCGCACAGCAUCGAAGUGGAGCCAGAGAGUGUCGAUUGGCUCGAGGGCACACUCGUGGCAUGGUCCACUCAUGAGGGUCAAGGCAUCAUCCAUGGGCAGGACGACAAUCGAUACGUUCUUAAAGAUGCUGAAGAAAAUGUGAUUCUUUAUUCACACCGAAAAGCGCUUUUGAAGAAGGGACGCAAGGUUAAAUUCACGGCUUUCGGCAGCACCGGUCUGCUCGCGUGCAACGUCGUCCCACUCGCCACAGAGGCCGACGAGGAGGAGCUGCGCGCAGAGGAGCUGCGGCCAAAAGAACCCACGCGGACCAUGGAUGGCAACCUCGACGAGGCUUUACCGUCACCGACUAGCACUUCCUAUUGGAUCUCACGGAUCGAAAAUUCUGGGAUCGAUGUUAGUGAGGUGAAAAAGUUGCAGAAUCGGGCCAUAAGCCCAGAGGAACUGAACGACGAUAGCCAGUUUCUCGACACCGAUGACCUUUUAAAAAAGGACCGCUGGUGGAACGAUCCGCAAAAAAACAAAAAGUUCCCAAACAGCAACGUACGGUAUGGUGAUCUUCAGCUCAUUGGACCAGCGUCGAUGCUGAACUUCGCUGCCAAGGCACAGGAUCCUCAAAGGCUGCAAAAAAUGACGGAUAAGUACCAAUCGAAGCUCACUGAAGAGCAAAAGAAGGAGGCGUGGAGGCGCGCAAAGGAAAUGGCUCCAAGAUAUGAAGAAUUAGUAAAGAAAUCAAGAGAACGGAAUGAAGAGCCGCAGUUUUACUUUUUCUAG